AUUUUGGAACAAGCACUAGUACUAAAUAAAGCAAACCAGAAAAUGACUUCACUAAUUUUCACAAUACUUCAUUCUUCACUCUAAAAAAUCCAUAUAUUAACCAGCUGAUACUCAAAGUUCAUCAUCAAUGGCUAUCUCUUUUCAUUUCUUAGUUUAUUUCUUGCUACCCUUAUUUACCACAGCAACACUUAGACAACAAUUCAUCACUCAGCUUGAUUCUUUACCCAAUAAUGCCACUCCAAUAACUUUUUUUGAAGUCACAAAGCCAAUAAAACUACCCAAAACCAAACCUUGUUCACACCUAAUUCUUGAACAUGAUUUUGGGUUUACUUAUGGAAAACCACCAGUUCUUGCAAAUUAUACACCCCCUUUAAACUGCCCAUCUCAGAAAUUUUCCAAGAUUGUGUUGGAAUGGAGGGCAACUUGUAAAGGAAGGCAAUUUGAUAGAAUUUUUGGUGUUUGGCUUAGUGGGGUUGAGAUUUUUAGAAGCUGUACUGCUGAACCAACUGCAAAUGGGAUUGUUUGGACUGUUAAAAAGGACAUUACUAGGUACUCUUCUUUGCUUAUGAAAGAUCAAAAUCUUGCUGUUUAUCUUGGGAACAUCGUUGAUAGUACCUAUACCGGGGUUUACCAUGUGAAAAUUUUUGUUCACUUCUAUCCUGCUGAAGAAGAAUUGGGUCAUUUUGAUUCUGGGGCUGAUUUGACUAUACCCAUUUCAAGAAAUUCGCAGUUGAAUGAUGGGUUGUGGUUUGAGAUUGAAAAUUCGACUGAUGUACAGUCGAAAGAUUUCAAGAUUCCCCAAAAUGUGUAUAGAGCGGUAUUGGAAGUUUAUGUUUCAUUUCAUGAGAAUGAUGAGUCUUGGUAUGCAAAUCCACCUAAUGAGUAUAUAACUUCAAUUAAUCUUACUAUCCCGGGGAAUGGAGCUUUUAGGGAAGUGGUGGUUAGUUUGGACGAUAUGGUAGUUGGUGUAGUUUGGCCUUUUACUGUGAUUUAUACUGGGGGUGCGAAUCCCCUCUUUUGGAGACCGAUUAGUGGAAUUGGCUCGUUCGAUCUUCCUUCCUAUGACAUUGAAAUUACGCCAUUGUUAGGAAAGAUUUUAGAUGAGAAUACUCAUAAGAUAUCAUUUAGGGUCGCAGAUGCUCUGAACGUGUGGUACGUUGAUGCAAAUUUGCAUCUUUGGUUGGAUGGAAAAAGUAAGAAAACGGAAGGAAGGUUGUUGAAAUACAGUUGCCCGCCCCUCUCCUUUUCGCUGCGGACCAAUUUUACCAGUCUUGAUGGAUCCUUUAUCACAAAUGCUAGUAGGUCGGUCAAAUUGACCGGAAGGGUAAGGUCGUCCUAUGGAACGAUCACUACGGAGUCGUCUCAAGAUUUAAGUUAUAGCAACUAUAUGGUCAUGGGAAAUGAAGGGAACUUGCAAAUAGUGGAUCAGAUAAUUGAAUUCAAUGAUACUGUUUCUUCUUCUGUUCACUCACUUAAGUCCUUCAAAAAGUUUCUGUUCCAGUGGUAUUCUGACAAUGUCGAUCAAGGUAACCAAAGCUAUGCCUCGAUAUCGAAUUUGACAUUGGGAUUAGAUGAGAAGAGGGUAAAGGGUUCCAAGUAUGGAUCUUUGGUUAGUUCUGUUAAAAAUAUGCAAAAAGCGCAGGGUUAUAUGCUUGUAAAAGGCCAGUUAGUAGUCAAUGGACUUGGAAGUACCCAACAAGUAUAUAAAUAUAAGGAAGAUUUGUGCUGCUACUCCAGGAACAUAAGCAGCUCAAAUUACACGAUACUUUAUGAUAAAGUGAGGAAUGGCUGCAGCAAAAGUACUAGGUCUCACUGGCCUUUGAGGAUUGGUAAAAUGUGGUCUCUUCCUGAUUGAAGGGUCUUUUGGCAAUC
Lycium ferocissimum is the source of this 1872-nucleotide messenger RNA. RefSeq names its product peptide-N4-(N-acetyl-beta-glucosaminyl)asparagine amidase A-like. Gene Ontology annotation, cellular component: vacuole. NCBI's taxonomy places the organism in Eukaryota, Viridiplantae, Streptophyta, Magnoliopsida, Solanales, Solanaceae. The record is from RefSeq and is a predicted model, not a curated record. Bases 128 to 1855 code for a protein of 575 amino acids. The transcript has 2 exons.